Molecule: messenger RNA, 852 nt
Organism: Anarrhichthys ocellatus (wolf-eel)
Lineage: Eukaryota; Metazoa; Chordata; Actinopteri; Perciformes; Anarhichadidae
Exons: 5
Coding region: 106-852 (248 amino acids)
Biological process (GO): response to bacterium
Source: RefSeq, a predicted model, not a curated record
GACGGUGUUGAGGAGACUCGUCACAUUACAGCAAAACAAGAACCUGGAAAGUUUGUCCUGCAUAUUAACAAAACACAGUUCAGCGAUACUGCAGUCUACUACUGUAUGAAAGUGAGAUACAGCACCAUGACAUUUUCAAAAGGAAUAUUUCUGAGGAUUAAAGGACCAGAACCUGAUAUCACUGCCGUCACUCAAGACUCUCCAUCUGAUCCAGUCCGUCCAGGAGACUCCGUGACUCUGCAGUGUUCAGUCCUCUCAGACUCUGAGAAGAAAACAUGUCCAGGAGAACACACUGUGUACUGGUUUAUAGCUGGAUCAGAUGAAUCUCGUCCCAGUGUCAUUUAUGCACAAAGAAACAACAGUGCUGGAUGUGAGAAGAGUCCUGAGGCUCACUCUCCACAGAAAUGUGUCUACAGCUUCUCUAAGACAGUCAGCUCCUCCGAUGCCGGGACGUAUUACUGCGCUGUGGCCACAUGUGGAGAGAUAUUAUUUGGAAAUAGAACAAAACUGGACAUUGAAGUUGACAGCACCUGUGAUUCAAAGAACGACAACACAAUUCUCUUUGUGGCGUGUUUUGCUCUGGCUAUAAGUCUGAUUGUUAUAGCCGUCCUUGUUUAUGCCGUCAGGAUCAAAUCCUGCGAUUGUUGCAAAGCUGCUGCCACUCCUCAAACAAAUGCUGCAACAGCCAGUAACAAUCAGCAAAAUCAGCAGAGAGAUGAGGACUCUUUGGUUUAUUGUACACCAAACUUUACCAGGAGGAAAGCUGGCAAAGCAGAGAGAAGGAAUCAAAGAGAAGAGACGAUCUACACAGAUGUCAGGACGUUUGUGAUGUAUAAACGAUCCAAAGUCUGA